GUAUGCCUAAUUUAUUUCCUCCUAUGUAUAAUUUAUAAAUCUGUGUAUUGUGUAUAAUUAAAUGAUUGUAUUGAAAACUUCAACUACAACUUUAACCUAUUUAAUAAUAAUUAUCAAACUUUCAAAAUCUGGCUGUGAAACAUAAGACUCAUUAAAAUGUCAACUCCACCUCGAGAAACUAUUCAAAAGCAAAUACAACAGGACUGGGCGAAUAGGGAAUACAUUGAAGUUAUUACAGGAAGCAUCAAGAAAAUUACGGAUUUCCUCAACUCGUUUGAUAUGUCAUGUAGGUCUCGGCUUGCUACUUUAAAUGAAAAAUUAACAUCAUUAGAAAGGAAGAUUGAUUAUUUAGAAGCAUGUGUGACCAAAGGAGAAACUUUGACAUAAGUGCCACAUAGUGAAAAGAUGAAGAAAUACAUGAAGUAGCUAAAUUGAGCAUUAAUAGAUUGAUAGUGCUGAAACUUACACAAUUUAUUUCACCGAAGUAAUUUAAAUCUUUGAUUUUAUUGAAACUUAGCUUAAUUAAAGAAUUUCUAAUUUAAUUUACAAGUUGUAAGCUCUCCAAUUAAUUUAAAUUGUAUGACUGCAUAGUCUUAAUUUCUAGAAAUCCCCUUGAAAUAUAUGAGGAGAGUUUUUUGUGAUUUUGAGUUAUUACUGACUUUUAGCUUUAAGCAAUUUGUUGCUGAAUGGUACAGUCUUACCAUGCUUUCAAUAAUAAUUGAUUGGUGUAAAGGGUCACCAUGUCAUCAAUUAAAAAUAAAGUAAAAUACAUAUUUGACUAAAUUUUUGUUCUGAUUGUAUGCAUAAUCAAAAAUAGUUUUUGCUUUUGUUUUGUCCAGCAAUAUGGACAGAGCUGUUUUAUCACUUGCCAUUGUAUAAUUGAACAUACAGUAUACAAGCUGUUAUAACCAUACUAGUAUGUAUACUCUUAUUACAAUUGUAAAAGUGCUACUAUCAAAUUUAAUACCUUCUUAAUUAUUGUUAAUAUUCUAAAUUGAGAUUUUGUGUUUGAUUCAGUGUGACCUACCAGUAUCAACUCAAGUUAAGGUUAGGUUUGAGUAUGGUAAACAUUAUUUAAUUCUUAGUUAUGUUAAGUUUUUACAUUUAUAUUUAAAAUGUCUCUUAGCUUAUUUAAAUUAUAAAUAAAGAUGAUUCUUGUCUUG
Messenger RNA from Pieris napi, 1163 nucleotides. RefSeq names its product probable protein BRICK1-B (gene HSPC300). The transcript is spliced from 3 exons. Gene Ontology annotation, biological process: actin filament organization; cell motility; regulation of actin polymerization or depolymerization. Gene Ontology annotation, molecular function: protein-containing complex binding. Gene Ontology annotation, cellular component: SCAR complex. Bases 157 to 387 code for a protein of 76 amino acids. The record is from RefSeq and is a predicted model, not a curated record. NCBI's taxonomy places the organism in Eukaryota, Metazoa, Arthropoda, Insecta, Lepidoptera, Pieridae.